Molecule: messenger RNA, 1228 nt
Organism: Trifolium pratense (red clover)
Lineage: Eukaryota; Viridiplantae; Streptophyta; Magnoliopsida; Fabales; Fabaceae
Product: expansin-A10-like
Exons: 3
Coding region: 1-729 (242 amino acids)
Biological process (GO): plant-type cell wall organization
Cellular component (GO): extracellular region
Source: RefSeq, a predicted model, not a curated record
AUGUCUCUUCUUGUAUUUCUUCUGGGAAUUUUCUACUUGGUUUCACAUGUAAAUGGCUACGGUCGUCAUGCGAGUUGGAUUAAUGCUCACGCUACUUUCUACGGUGGAAGUGAUGCUUCCGGAACGAUGGGUGGGGCUUGUGGAUAUGGAAACCUUUAUAGCCAAGGUUAUGGAACUAACACAGCAGCUUUAAGCACUGCAUUAUUCAACAAUGGAUUAAGUUGUGGAGCAUGUUAUGAAAUUAAAUGUGUGAAUGAUCCACAAUGGUGUAUACCUGGAUCCAUAUUAGUUACUGCCACUAAUUUUUGUCCACCUGGUGGUUGGUGUGACCCUCCUAAUCACCAUUUUGAUCUUUCUCAACCUAUUUUUCAACACAUUGCUCAAUAUAGGGCAGGGAUUGUGCCUGUAGCUUACAGAAGGGUAAGAUGCAGGAGAAGAGGUGGAAUAAGAUUCACCAUCAAUGGUCAUUCUUACUUCAAUUUAGUACUUGUGACUAAUGUUGGAGGUGCUGGUGAUGUACAUUCUGUGGCCAUCAAAGGUUCAAGAACUAGAUGGCAAGCCAUGUCAAGAAAUUGGGGGCAAAAUUGGCAAAGCAAUUCUUACCUAAAUGGACAAAGUCUUUCCUUUGUUGUUACCACAAGUAAUGGUCAUAGUGUGGUUUCAUUCAAUGCUGCUCCAGCUGGUUGGUCUUUUGGUCAAACCUACACAGGAAGACAGUUCAACUAUUAAGUAACAUUAAUCAAAAAUCUUUUCAACAUUGUUUAGUAAUUAAUAGUAAAAUAGUAUAGUAAUUGGAUUCUAAGUAGUAAAAGUGUGACGUCGUAUAAUCUCAAAUCAACGGCAAAGAUUAUUAAAGAUGAUUUAAUAAAGAUGUAAUGUGAGGUGACUCGUUUUAGAUAGUCUAAAUAUGUAAUCGUGCGAUUUUCUAAAUCUAGGAAAUCCGAGUCUCGGUUUGUGAGAUUAGAAAAGGGACCAAGUUAUAGUUGAGUAGUGUAAAUGGAUUUGUUAGUGUUGGGCUACAUAGAAUAUGGUUUAGCCCAUUUUAUUUAUAUUUAUUUUGAAUUUUGUAAAUGGCAAGCAUUUGCAGAUGAUGUGCUGGCUUUAUUUAUGCUGUGCCUCAUACUUGCCAUGUUGAGAAAGAUUAAUGUUAAAGAGAUUGUUGAAUGUGCUUUUGUACUUUAAUUAUUGAUGAAUGAAUGUGAAAGAUCAUGCUUCAAUUGUGUUAUAA